Molecule: messenger RNA, 1767 nt
Organism: Hyaloperonospora brassicae
Lineage: Eukaryota; Oomycota; Peronosporomycetes; Peronosporales; Peronosporaceae
Source: the annotation of a GenBank genome assembly
AUGGGCAUUCGCACGGACCACGGCGCUUUCUACAGCACCAGCUCCGUGUUCACAAAUUCUUUGAACGGGUCGAAUUACAGCAGCGGGGGGAAUGUCGAGCACGGUCUCUCCGUCAUGGCGAUGACAAUUGGACCCGACGGUGGUCGUCGGAGUCUCGAUAGCCUCGAGCCCUCAGCUGUGCUCGGCAACAACAACCGCUUCGUCGCGGGCAGCAAGUUCUUUAAUUACCAGCAAUUCGGAGCCCUGCGUGAAGGCGGGAGCGUCAGUCUCUUUUCGGCGUCUUACUUUGGUCUGCUCGUUGCGACGGCCCAGAGCAGUAUCGUCUAUGCGGCCCUGCGGUUCUGUAUGCGACCGACACUUAUGCACUCGCUCAUGCUCGAGCGAUCCGAGAGCUCCGUCGUCAUUGAGUGUCUCUUGAGUAUUCCCACGACGCUCAGCUUCUUUCUUGGGUUGCUGUCGGACGUUGUGCCAAUUGCUGGAUAUCGUCGAAAGUCGUACAUGAUUACUGGGACUUUGCUGAGUUUCGUUAUGUGCAUGGGGCUGAUGAUUUUAUCGGCAACCUCCUGCGUCGAAAGCUCCAGCGAGAGCAAGCGCAGCUACCACAUUGUUCAUUACAUGGUGCUCAUCAUUGGCGCAACUUCCGGAACGAUGCUCAGUAAAAUAGCCACAGAUGCACGAGUGAUUGAGCUAUCCCAACGGGAACCGCUCACUGCACGUGGAAAGCUGCAGAUCAACUACUUACUCUUUCGUACAGGUAUCGAGUGGAUUGGACUCUGGCUGACCGCAGCGCUCGUGCGGUACGACAAUGAGUAUCGGAGCUACGCUUUACAAAUUGAUCCGUUCUGGGCCUAUGCUACAUUGGCCCUGCUGAGUCUCGUACCUGUGCCCUUCGUCUUGCGUAAUUGCAGCGAACGCAAGGCUCGAGUCGACGUUGGCACAAUUCAUGGAGAAGUUCUUGAAGAGGUUGGUGUGCCUAUGAUCUCCUCGGCAUCUUCGACACCUACCGCUCGUGUUGGUGCUUUCUUUCGCAUGUGCCAACAGCGAGCGAUGUGGCAACUUGUCGUGUUCCUGUGUAUCCUGUUGGCGACCACCCGUUUCCAGUUUGACUCGGCUAAUGCAGUGCUUGUCAUUAUGGCGAAGCUGAACCCGAACACUGCCCUCGUGACGAAUGCGCUCAAGUAUGUAUCGACUCUGAUUUCCAUGAUCAUGUGGAAAGUGUUUUGGACCAACUCGUCUUGGCGGUGGUGUGUAAGUCUCGGUGUUGCUGUCACAAUCGUACCGGAGACUAUUCGCGCUAUCAUGAUGAUUUACGUGCCGUCAGUCCGUGGUCAGGCUUUCUACGACGCUCUCGGGUGUAUUCCGGGUUUUACGGACGGGAUCAUUACGAUAUUCUCGCUCAUUCCGGCAACGGAGAUCGCUGAAAACGGCUCGGAAGGUGCUACGCAGGGAAUGUUGUUAUCAUUCCGCAGCACAAUUGCUGUUGCUAUGCGAACUCUUAGCAGUGACUGGAUGUCUGACAUUGCCCCUGUGAGUAUAAGCAGCGGAACGAGUCUGCUCCUGUUGCUACUCCUCAUCUCAUUUGUUGUACACGGUUUGGCUUUCUUCUCGGUGCUUUUGCUGCCCCGCCAGAAGCUGGAUGCACAGCAAAUGCGGGUAUACGGCGGCUACAGCAAGUUCGCGUGUAUUGCGAUUUGGAUCAUCUAUAUCGUCUUCUUUGUCUACGCUAUGGCUGUGAAUUUCAAGGCCAUGGCUGACAUGGCGGGCUAG